UAUAUUUAGCCAGUAAAGAUGAAAAUUUCAGACCAAGUCUUUUCACUCUUCAAAAACAGUUCAUCACUUAAAAAUCAAAUCUUUUAUCUUGUUUUUCUUCUUCUUCUUCUCUAAGAUGGGUAUUCAAUUAACUGGUCUAGCUCAAGCGAAACAGAAGUUGCAGCGAACGCUCUCAGGGCGAAUCGGGAAUGCAAUGACGACAUCGAAUGUUCCGAAAGGCCAUGUUGCAGUUUAUGUAGGGGAAGGCAAUAGGAAAAGAUUUGUGAUUCCUAUAUCUUACUUGAGCCACACAUUGUUUCAAGACCUUUUGAAUAGAGCCGAGGAGGAAUUUGGAUUUAACCAUCCAAUGGGGGGUCUUACAAUCCCAUGUAGUGAAGAGUACUUCAUCAGUUUAACAUCAUCAUUGAACUGUUCAUAGAAGCUUCCAGCACUAAAAAUGGCUGCAGAAACCAUAAAGUUGAUACAGUAAAAGCCAAGAAAAGAGCAGUUUUUUCAUUUUUUUAGUAGGUCUGGCUAAUCCAAUCCUAUGUAAACACUCUGUUUCGUAAAGGGCAAGAAUUGCUUGACGAUUGUUAUUGUUUGCUGACAACUAAACAUG
Molecule: messenger RNA, 598 nt
Organism: Hibiscus syriacus
Lineage: Eukaryota; Viridiplantae; Streptophyta; Magnoliopsida; Malvales; Malvaceae
Product: auxin-induced protein 15A-like
Exons: 1
Coding region: 116-418 (100 amino acids)
Biological process (GO): response to auxin
Source: RefSeq, a predicted model, not a curated record